UGUAUGAUUUGAGUGAACCUGUGGCUAUGAUAAUGUAAACCAGAAAACAAAUGUAAUACAUUACCUUUUUUAACUUAACAUGUAGGCCUAUCCAUGAUUACCAGAGUUGCAUUUUAAAAUGUUUCGAAAAGUGGUGUUAUAGAGGACAAAAACAAACAACAGAAAUAUCAGAGCUCUUUUUCGUCAUUUGCAUGUUGUUUUUUCAAUUAUAAAAUAUAUAAUAGCCUACCCUACCAUGAGUCUGCGAUUAAUUAACCGGCAUUUACAGGCCAUUAAUGAAGAGUUUAGUAAACAGUCGUCCAUUUUCAGGACUAAUUAAGCGCGAAAUAGUCAUUUAAAAAAUACUGCUUGCAUAAUAAAGCCACUCUGUGACGAAUAUGUAAUUUGCGAGUUAUUUAGAGGACGUUUUAUUUUCCACUCCCCGCUAAUCUGCGCCAUUAUGUCCCAGUCUCUGUACGGGCCGGAAAAAGCUGUCUCCAUAGUAACCCCGAGGCACAAACGUUUGUUCAGUUGUGAGUUUUUCAGAAACAUGAGUGGAGAUAGCGACUACAGCAAAUACGAUUUGGCACGGCUGCAGGCAGAGCUUGAACAUGAGAGGGAAAUUAAGAAAUCGUCUCGUUUCUAUUAUUACAGAGAAAUGCUCGAAGAGUCAGUGUCUGACCUUCGGAGUACCAUGUGUGAACUGCAGGAUAGACUGCACAGUGUUGAUGGACAGGAAAAUGAGUGGAAGACUAGGUUUGAGACACAGACAGAGCUAAAUGGACAGUUGGAGCGACAGAUGUCAUUCAUUCAUGAGAGACUGGAGGACCUGCGAGGAAACCCCAUGGAUCGGUUGGCCUCCAUCCGAAUGUUUGAUGACAUGUCGGUAGAAACACUGAGACAGCGUCUGAAGCUCCUGACUGAGGAGAAGUCAGACCUCCAGAGUCAGCUGAUGGACGCUCACAGCAGAAUCGAACAGGAGGGAAAGGCAUUUCAUAAAACCAAUGAUGAGAGGCGGGCAUACCUUUCAGAAAUUGCCAAGCUGUCCUCCACACUUGAAGCCCAAAGAAGACAGUACUCCACUGAGGCACAGAGGGCAGCAGAGAGCAAACACAAGAGAGAGAGGCAGACCAGCAGAAAGGCAGAGGCUGAUGCUAAGAAGGGAAAAGAAAGGGAAGAAGAUGGAGGUGGUAGCAAUGGAGUCACAGCGGAGAGAAGAGAAGAGAGGAAAUCCCAAAGGGGAAGCAGGUUACCCACACUGAAGUACUACCUGAAACACAAUCCCUGAAAUCCCACCUAGUGUUAUAGCCCUUUUUAAAAAGAGUGGUGGUUUUGUUUACAUUUCUCAAAAGAUUACUGGGAGGAAACAUUGCAUUUCUGAUGGUUAUCCUGUGGUGUUUAUUGAUGUCAAAUACAGUGGUAAAACAUGUUCCAUUUAUAAUGAAGUGCCAUUAUUAUCGCCUUACACCUUUCUUUGUUUCAACAAAAAGAGCAGCAUUGAAGAGAAACGUUAAAGAGAGGAAUAUCACAGGCUUCAGUGAGGUUGACUCCUAAUGUACCAGAAGCCUGCUGAGUCUGACAUUUCUUGUGUCACUUGAAAAAAAAUUCUCUAAACACCUCCUACGACUACUAUUACGUAAGCAACACCGCAUCCAGCACUCUCUCCAAAAGCAGUUCAUCCACAGAGCAACCAGUCACCCCCGUCCCACCCACUGACAGCCUUUACAAAUGUGUAAGAAUACGCUCAAAUGAGAUGCAGUAGUGAACAGGAAAAUUGCCCGAAGCUGUUUCAGUUUUGAGGCUGACAAAACUGAACCCCUCCACGGCUCCUCCACACUUCUUCACAAACACAUCAUUGAAUAGAAGCAGUAUCUUAUAGGGAAAAACAACAUGGAUUUAUACAUUAAUCUGGGCUCUAGCUUAAUGAAUAUAGCUGUUUUCUUAUUUACCGAUUGGUCUGUAAGUCUAAUAGCUUAAUAUUGAUUAGCUCAGGAAAUAUGACCAAACAUUUGUUUUAAUUAACAGGAAUAUACCUGCUCUGUGAAUAUAUGUCCAAAGCUGUGUUGUAGCCACUAUGCAAACUUGACUUUUAACUAAAAGAGCAAAGAUAAACCCCCCGUGUCAACAAGCACCCGUCCAGCUGAAAUAGUCCUUUAACAUGAUUCUGAAUUUUCAACCUUUCGUUUGUUGUGAAGGAAAAUCCCAAUAUGUAUUUAUAGAAAUAUUAUAUAUUAGCGACAAAUAUGGCUUUGUAAAAUGUGUGACGGCUAAAGUCCACACAAGAAUGUGAACGAAUUAACUAACUUAAAUGAGAUGAUGCAAACAAGCUUUUUAUUUAAAUGCAAUAUGAUCUCACACAAUUAACCACUCAUUUAUCCUUCGAUUCAUUUAAUAAACACAGUCCAAAAAAAGUAUUUGAUAACAAAUCAUUAAUCCAUCUCCAGAAACUUGUUUGUGUUUGCUGAUAUUGACUUCACUGUCUAAAAUCUUUGGAAAAGCACUGUGGGAGUUCUAGUUUUGGAUUUGUACAGGCCCACACGUAUUUCUGAUAAGGUUAGCUGUCUCAGUGUGAAAUCAUAAAUGCGCUGCAGUGACAGGUUGUUUGUCUUAGAUUAAUGGCUUUAUAUUUAAGAGUGCAUGUUGCCUUAUGAAAGAGUGAGCACAUCUAGAGCACACCACCUUUCUUUACCUCUUUCCCCUCCACCUCUUUUUCUCUCCGUUUCAUGCAAAAGCUUUAGUACAACUCAUGAAUCACACAGCUACAGAGUAAGCACCUACUGUAGAUGUCUCUUGCUGACAGGUGAAACACAUUGACAAAUAACUACAGUAUCCGUCAAAACAACACGUCACAGAACUGCCCAUGCUAAUUCAGUUAGCCCCUCUCUGUACUAACCCUGAGUAUGCUGGAAACAAUCUAGUGUCUAUACUAGUGCAUAUGUGAGAGUGUAGGAGACUCGUUUGUGAGGGUGAUUGCAUGCAUUCAUGUACAUAUCCAUGUGCUUUAUUCACACUUUAGUUGACCUUUGUGAUGACUCAACACCACUUUUUAUAUGUCCAUUACAGAUACCUCAAAGUUGAGCAUCUGCCAAUACCAAUCCAAAACAUUCUUAUUCUUACUUUUAAACAAUAACGUUAAGUAUUUAUACGUUUUUAAUAAUAAAUGUUUAUUGAUCAAUCUGCUUAGCUUUGCCAUUUAAUAAACAGCAUACAAACUGUGAAACCAUUUUUUCCCCUCUUAAUACUUAGACCACAACGUGCCUGUUAUGAAAUACUGCUGCUUCUUUUUAUUUGAACUUUUUCAAACGGACUACUUAAAUAAUGCAUUCAGCAACAUUUUGGAUUGGUAAGCAAUGUUCAAACAUUCAUUCAAACUCUGUGCAAAAGUUCUAAUCUCACAAUUUAGAAUAACAAGGUCAAUAUAACAUGAUGCAGUGAUUUUGGGCAGUGUCAUACCCACACCCAAUUUGAUUAUUAAAUCAAAGGAUUCCUAAUCGACCUGAUUUAGACUCUACCUUUAACCCUUUGAAAUGUGUCAGAGUAACAGAAUUGUUCACCCGUCCAAAUGUUCACACACCAACCUGUGUUGUGUGAAAUUGUAACAGAACAAUGCAAUGUUUAAUAAUAGAAUGGGAAAUGUAUCUUUUGUACAGAAGCAUAUGCCAAGAGACUGAGUAGGUAGAGGUUUUAAAUAUCUCUCUUUGGCUGUGAAAUUAAGACUGAUUUAAUUUCCUAAAUUAUUCCAAGACGAAUUUAUCACAAUAUGAAUCAUCAGUCCAUCUUUAUUCAGUUAAGCAAAAUGCAUUUAAAUAUGGUUAUUAAAUGUGUUUCUCAUGUUCUUUUUUGGUGUCUCUGAAACAGUCCAAAAGUGGCAGUUGUGAGUUACUAAGAGAAGAUCUUUGCAUAAAAAAAGUAAGAACCUUUUUAUGAGGGAUCACAUUAAUUGUGCAGGCAAAGGCACAUAUUCUCUCUUCUUACAAGUCAAUUGAAUUUGCCUAUGCGUCAGGAGCAAAGAUAACAUCUACUUGUAUGGAUGAAUGAUAUAUUCCCAAGUCUUUUCAUUCUGAUGUCUCCUUUUGUAAACAUGUGGACACUGACAAAUAUCAUUAUUUGACUUGCAAAUUCUAAGGCAUUAAGAAUAGGAUUGAGACCAUGAUACUGCUGUUAUAAGUCCUUGACGAUGUCCUCCAUCUUUCUUUGUCUAAACAACAUAUUCCCCCACAUAUCCUCUGUUUCUCCUGAUACAUUGAGACAGGAACUUUGUCUCCCGAAAAUAGAAAGAUCUGUGUGGAGAAAAUGUGUAUUUUUCUUACGUUGUGUACCUGUCUUUCAUUAUGUGCAUGUAUAGUCAAAAAAGCAGAUUAGCACACGGAAGCAGUCAUAAAAGAUGCAAUAAAAUACUGUAAUAAGCCAUUAAAAUGUCUGAUAUAUUUAUGUAAAUGUGGAUAUAGUUGAACCGUAUUAUGUUUCACGUUUUGAGAAAAGCAUUAAAACA
This is a messenger RNA of Trematomus bernacchii (emerald rockcod), 4471 nucleotides long. RefSeq names its product coiled-coil domain containing 169 (gene ccdc169). The transcript is spliced from 8 exons. Bases 440 to 1267 code for a protein of 275 amino acids. NCBI's taxonomy places the organism in Eukaryota, Metazoa, Chordata, Actinopteri, Perciformes, Nototheniidae. The record is from RefSeq and is a predicted model, not a curated record.